This is a messenger RNA of Nelumbo nucifera (sacred lotus), 1350 nucleotides long. Its product is annotated as large ribosomal subunit protein uL18-like. NCBI's taxonomy places the organism in Eukaryota, Viridiplantae, Streptophyta, Magnoliopsida, Proteales, Nelumbonaceae. The record is from RefSeq and is a predicted model, not a curated record. Gene Ontology annotation, biological process: ribosomal large subunit assembly; translation. Gene Ontology annotation, cellular component: ribosome; cytosolic large ribosomal subunit. Gene Ontology annotation, molecular function: structural constituent of ribosome; 5S rRNA binding.
GAUUAUCCUCUCCGAAGUCCUUAUAGGGUUUAUAUUCGUGGCUCGCUCAAAAACCCUUUUCUCUCUGGUCUCUACCGUCGUCACCGCCGGGAGGCGAAUCAAGCCUAGCAGCAAUGGCGGGCUUUGUCAAAGCUCAUAAGACAAAGGCGUACUUCAAGCGUUUUCAAGUUAAAUACAAAAGAAGGAGAGAGGGAAAGACUGACUACAGGGCGAGGAUUCGCCUGAUCAACCAGGACAAGAACAAGUACAACACGCCAAAAUAUCGAUUUGUUGUACGAUUUACUAACAAAGAUAUUACUGCACAAGUAAUAUAUGCAAGUAUUGCUGGUGAUAUGGUCCUUGCAGCAGCAUAUUCUCAUGAGUUGCCGCGCUAUGGUCUUGAAGUAGGUCUGACUAACUAUGCAGCAGCCUACUGUACUGGACUUCUCUUGGCUCGCCGAGUACUGAAGAUGCUUGAAAUGGAAGAUGAGUAUCAAGGCAAUGUGGAGGCAACUGGGGAGGAUUACGCUGUAGAACCCACAGAGAGCAGGAGGCCUUUCCACGCUCUUCUUGAUGUUGGCCUUGUUAGAACAACCACCGGAAACCGUGUUUUUGGUGCCCUUAAGGGAGCAUUGGAUGGUGGACUAGACAUUCCGCAUAGUGACAAAAGGUUUGCUGGCUUCAAAAAGGAGGACAAGCAGCUGGAUCCUGAGGUUCACCACAAAUACAUAUAUGGUGGACAUGUUGCUUCAUACAUGAUGACAUUGAUGGAAGAUGAGCCAGAAAAAUACCAGUCUCACUUCGGUGAGUACAUCAAGAAAGGGAUCGAGCCUGAUAACAUAGAAGCGUUGUACAGGAAGGUCCAUGCAGCUAUUCGUGCUGACCCUACCAUGAAGUCUGAGAAGCAACCUCCCAAGGAACACAAGAGGUAUAAUUUGAAGAAACUGACCUACGAGGAAAGGAAGUCUAAGUUGAUUGAGAGAUUGAAUGCUCUCAAUUCGGCAGCUGGAGCAGAUGAUGAUGAUGAUGAAGACGACGAGUGAAAGUACCCUGAAAAAUAUAAGAAAAUUYUGGGUGUUCCUACUCUCUACAUCUACCUUUUGCCAUUUCCCCAUUAGUUCAUUUUGGAACAACAUUAUAAUUUUUUGCACUCUAGCAGUAUGGAGGAGUUUUAGUUUUUUGAAUGCUGGCCCUUUUUGAAACAUUGUUAUUCACCUGCGUCUUCCUUUGGCUGUUUCCGCAAACGGUGCAAUCAUUAGGAAAGAUCACUGGUUUUGCCAAGGAGAAUGCAAUGUCUGGUUUAAGCAAUUUUUUUUAAUAGAAUUCGGUUUUAUAACUUCAAAGAAUUAAUGAAGAGCCAUCCUUGUAUCA